AUGGGAAAUGGGGAGAGCGUGAGAUCACAGGUUCAAGGAUCGAUGUUGGAACCUCAUCAGGGAUUCAGCGAGAUCCGGACGACGGGGCGGCAGCUGGACCGCGAGCAGCACGCCGAGCACAUGCUGGAGGUGACGAUCCGCGACGGCGAGGACCCGGCGACGUCCCUCUCCUCCGUCGCCUUCGUCGCCGUCAACGUCCUGGACGAGAACGACCACGCCCCGGCCUUCCUCGAGAGCCUGUACAAGUUCUCGGUGCCCAUCCUGCCGCGGCCGCCCACGCACAAGGACACGGAGUACGUCGAGGACAUGCCCAUCGGAAGGGUCGUGGCCGUGGAUGAGGACGAGGACGACAACGGCGACAUCACCUACAGCAUCGAGGGCGACCAGUGGCUCGGGACGUUCAAGAUCCACAACAAGACGGGCAUCAUCUCCGCCAAGCCCGGACUCAACCCUGAGGAGGACUAUGAGUUCACGGUCCAGGCCAUAGACAACGGUCGUCCUCGAACGCCAGCUCCUGCCUGGUGGUGAUCGACGUCGUGCCCGUGCCCGAGGACUCGAAGAACCCGCCGUCGAUCCUGGAGGAGGCGGAGGCGCGGGUCACGGUGCUCGAGAGUGAUCCCAUCGGCCAGCACGUGACCCUCAUCAACGCCCGAGACGAGGACGGGGACCGCGUGUGGU
Messenger RNA from Penaeus chinensis, 678 nucleotides. Its product is annotated as protocadherin gamma-A10-like. Gene Ontology annotation, biological process: homophilic cell-cell adhesion. Gene Ontology annotation, cellular component: plasma membrane. Gene Ontology annotation, molecular function: calcium ion binding. The record is from RefSeq and is a predicted model, not a curated record. Lineage: Eukaryota; Metazoa; Arthropoda; Malacostraca; Decapoda; Penaeidae. The transcript has 4 exons. Bases 1 to 528 code for a protein of 175 amino acids.